Messenger RNA from Prionailurus viverrinus (fishing cat), 4878 nucleotides. It is a transcript of the gene SFXN5, whose product is annotated as sideroflexin 5. Gene Ontology annotation, molecular function: citrate transmembrane transporter activity; monoatomic ion transmembrane transporter activity. Gene Ontology annotation, biological process: mitochondrial transmembrane transport; citrate transport; monoatomic ion transport. The coding region runs from base 919 to 1887 and encodes 322 amino acids. The transcript has 15 exons. Lineage: Eukaryota; Metazoa; Chordata; Mammalia; Carnivora; Felidae. The record is from RefSeq and is a predicted model, not a curated record. Gene Ontology annotation, cellular component: mitochondrial inner membrane.
CGGGCGCCCCGGGUCCGAGCGGCUUCUGCAGGGUCGCUUUGAGCUGUGCAGUCAGCCACUCGCGGCGGAAAGUUCGAGCCCGGCUCUGGAUGACAAGUUGGCGUGGCGGAGAUGUCUUCUAACUUUCCCUGGGUGGGGAUGACGUUCUUUUCGAGAUGCUGGCGGAGCCCCUGGGCAGUGUCUGACCCUGCGGUCAUGCUGCCAGUCCUUGACCCCAAGCCAGGUCCGCUGUGCUCGAUGGUUUAGGGCCACGGGCCGAGGGGUCCCCGCGACCUGGCGACCCCUUUCCCCUCCAAUGGGGGAUUCGCUGAUGCGAGUCGGCCGGCUGGUGCCCUGCCGGGGAUGGAAGGAGGACGUGCGGGGAGAGCCGGGUGCGGAGGAAACGCUGUGUCAUCCCCUGGGGCCGCGGACUGUUGGAAGAGUCCGCGUCCCUGGGAGCCCGCUUCAGCUCCUCCCCCGGAGCGACCUCCGAGGAAGGUCUCUGGAACCCGGGCCCUGGCGCCGCCGAGGGCUCGGCUCUUUGGACCCGGUCGGGCUCUUCGGAGCAUGGUGACAGUGGCCUUUUUACCCGGGGACUCCCGACAGGGCGUGACUAACUCGUCCUCGGCCACGGAGUUGGGGAUCGAACCCAUAGCCUGGACGUGCGACCAGUGCUGAAGGCUUGGAGGGGCCGUUCCCACGCUGCGGGCCGCUUCGUACCCUCCUUCCUCCACUGCCUCCAGCCAGCGCGGAGGAAGUGGACUUUAUUAGGAAAAGGGCGAAGAGGCUCGGCUGAAGUGAACUGGGUUUGCCUUGGGUGGGGGGCAGCGGAGGCGGACAGAAAGAAGUUUGCAGGAAGAAAGGAAAUUGUACAAGGUGUGUUGCUGGAGCCCCUUCUAGGUAUGAAUCACGAGACCCAGAGCCAAGGAGGAUGAGGAGAUGGAAAGAACAGCCAACAGCCCACCUCCUUCAGGAGCUUAUAAUCAAACAUCCUUCUAUGGCCGCUUCAGGCACUUCUUGGAUAUCAUUGAUCCUCGCACACUCUUUGUCACUGAGAGACGUCUCAGAGAGGCUGUGCAGCUGCUGGAGGACUACAAGCAUGGGACCCUGCGCCCAGGGGUCACCAAUGAGCAGCUCUGGAGUGCACAGAAAAUCAAGCAGGCUAUUCUACACCCAGAUACCAAUGAGAAGAUCUUCAUGCCCUUUAGAAUGUCAGGUUACAUUCCUUUUGGGACGCCAAUUGUAGUCGGUCUUCUCUUGCCCAACCAGACACUGGCAUCCACGGUCUUCUGGCAGUGGCUGAACCAGAGCCACAACGCUUGUGUCAACUAUGCAAACCGGAACGCUACCAAGCCUUCUCCUGCGUCCAAGUUCAUCCAGGGCUACCUGGGAGCUGUCAUCAGCGCCGUCUCCAUUGCUGUGGGCCUUAAUGUCCUGGUUCAGAAAGCCAACAAGUUCACCCCAGCCACCCGUCUUCUUGUCCAGAGAUUUGUGCCAUUCCCCGCUGUAGCCAGUGCCAACAUCUGCAACGUGGUCCUGAUGCGGUACGGGGAGCUGGAGGAAGGGAUCGAUGUCCUGGAUGGUGAUGGCAACCUCGUGGGCUCCUCCAAGAUUGCAGCCAGACAUGCCCUGCUCGAGACGGCGCUGACGCGAGUGGUCCUCCCCAUGCCCAUCCUGGUGCUCCCCCCGAUCGUCAUGUCCAUGCUGGAGAAGACGGCUCUCCUGCAGGCGCGCCCCCGGCUGCUCCUCCCUGUACAAAGCCUUGUGUGCCUGGCAGCCUUCGGCCUGGCCCUGCCGCUCGCCAUCAGCCUCUUCCCGCAGAUGUCAGAGAUCGAGACGUCCCAGUUAGAGCCUGAAAUUGCCCGGGCCACGAGUAGUCGGACGGUGGUAUACAACAAGGGGCUGUGAGUGGUGGCCGGCCGGCCUGGGGAUGGAGUGCUAUCCAGGCCGGGGAGCCGGGGGCGGGAAGGAAUCUCCCGGCUGCACCUGCAGGGAGGGGCAAGCUGAUCCCACCGGUCCUGGGCCACCUGGGGGAGCACUGGACCCACAGUGGUAGGGAGACUAAUCUAUUCACAUGUUAACAUAAGGGUGAGGAAUUCUGACACAUUUCCUAUAAGAAAUAAUCAAGUGCAUUUCUGGGCCUUACGUGGGGUUGUCAAAACUCUACUCAGCACAAUUAUCUGUGAAGCUGAAAAAUUGUAGAGUGCCCACGGGAUAGACUUAGGAUCCUUUUAUACUUUGGGGUUUUUUUUCUUUUGUUUUUUAUCUGAAUCAAGUCUGAGCCUUGGCUGCAGUGGCCCAGAUGGCAGCAGCGGACCAGUGGUGGCAGUAGGAAUAGGCCAGGGGGCUGGUUGGGUUGGCAGAAGGGCUGGUAGAUUCAAGACAUUAUGGUGGCCGGGCCCAAUGGCUCCCUGAGCUGGGCUGGGCUGGGCUGGGCUGGGCUGGGCUGGGGGUAGGGGAGGCAGUCUACACCUCACAGGAGGAAGCAGCUAUGACUGAGGUCCUCAGGAGGUGGCCCAGGGAGUCAGAAGCACUGGAAGCCUCUGGAAGAUUCUGUGGGCAGUUGACUCUGAGUGUGGCUGGCCUUCAUCCAUGCUACAACCUGCAGAACCAAUCCCUCUGCACGAAGCCCAGUGCCUGGGGCUGGAAUUGUGGGCCUGCACUUUGACCUCUGCAGGGUGACCCUCCUUCUAGUCACCAGGCUGGAAGCUGGGCUGUGGGGCUGAGGAUGGGGCUGGAGCUGGAGCUGGACCGACCUCCAUCUGGGGAGCUCUCAGGCCCCAAGGCUUCCUGCCCCAUCCCACUGCUUCCCGAGUGGGAGGGUCUUAUGCCUGAGUGCAGAGGCAGGUUUCUAGGUACCAAUCUGAGAGUCAGCAUCAAGACAGGAACUGCAGGCCCUGGCUGUGGCACCAAUGGGCUGUGUGACCUUGGACAAGUCUGCUCCCCUCUCUGAGCCUCUACUCCCCAUCCGGAACCAGAGGACUGGAUCAGGGCGUUCCCACCGACUCUUCCAGCUAACCUCGUCUUUGCCUGUCCUGCUCAGAUGCUGGUCAUCCCAGGCACAUCCCCAGUGUGGACACUGAACUGGGAAAGGGGCAGGCCCCUUUGGGAAUGGCCUCAGGAGCUAGACCUUGACUUUCUGUAUGUGAACCCACAUCCUGGGAACACUUGAUCUUUGCCCCUUUUCAGUUCUGAAGGAGGAGAUAGUGUGGGUGGCUGGGCCUAAGUGUGGCUCCACACCCACGUGCCACCUCUCACCCUGCACCGGCCUCCGAGGCCACUUGCUGCUGGCUCCUGUCUCUUCCCAUUGGCAAGCCAGGAAAAGGAGAGGCCUGCAGGGGCUCUGCAGAAGACAGCAGGACCCGAGGUGAGGGUGAACAGGGCAAACAAAGAGGACGCAUGGGCCCCAUUGUACCCUUCACCUGCCCCCAGCUGGAAUGGAGCCCUCAACAUGCAGCCGCAUGGCCUCCUCACCUCCCUGGUGACUCCACCUGGGGAGAGACCCGGCUGGAGGUGAACACAGGCAUGUGCAGGAAAAGACUAGUGCAGGGCAGCAAGGCUGUGGCCAUGGGCGGCUCUCACCAUCCUCUGUGCAGGGGUGGUUGUGGGAAGGUGGGUCUUCCACAGGCACUGGCACCAUGUACCCCCUCAGAACCCCGUGCUGUCUGUGAGGACCUCCCAGCCUGGCCCUGCUAUUUCUGCAGAAUGCUGCCCUGAGGGCCCCCCACUCUCCUGAGGAGCAGCACCCCCCUACCAGUCAGGAAGGGGUGAACACAGAGCAGGUAGGGAGAACAGAACAGCAGAGAAAAAGGGGCAAGUAUUUUUGAGCCAAUCCUGCCAUAAUGUGACCGUGCCAAUGACAGGCUGCGUGUUUCUGGGUCCCCUUUUGAAAAGCUCUCUUCAAACUCACCCUACCCCACCUCUCAUUGGACCUUGUUUGUGUGCACUUUACCUUGAGACCAAAACUGCCCACCCCAGCCCCACUCGCACCCUUUCUGGAGAUGUGGUAGAGAUGGGGUCUCUCCAGCUCCCUCUCUGGACUGGCUGCCCUGGCCCAGCCCCACCCCAGCCCCAGCCCUGUGGCCUUGUCAUCUCAUAACCUACUUCCUUUGUCUCCUGGAUGAUUUCUGGUCAUGCUCCCAAAUGCAACUUCAGGUGAGCUAACGGGACUCCUCCUUGGGAAAGGGUUUGGCAAAAGAUCUGUAUAAUACAGCUCAGGGUGAUGGUGACAGAGGGUCAGUGGCCAUGCAGAUAAGAUAAGCCCUGGCUCGGCUGUAGAAAACACCAUAAGGGAAACCUUUUGGCCAAUAUCCAUCACCCACUCUGCUGAGGCCAGAGGAAGGGAGGCCUCGUGGGCAGAUUGGCUCAUGACUGGGGAGGAGGCUGAGCUAGGUCCCACAGCUAGGGUGUGGCUGGUCCGGCUGCGCCAGAAUCCAGGCCAUACCUACAACUGGUUCUCUAGCCCUGGUGUACUGCCCCACUCCCCACCCCCACCUUCUUCUAGUCACUUCAAACAUUCUCUGAGGCUCGGGGAUGUCCUUCUCCCAUUCCGGAGAAUAAUCUGAUGGUGCAGGGGCCAAAAGCCCAAGAUGUCUAGACGGCUGCUGGGUCAAGGUGGCUGAUAGCCCCCUUUCUACUUCCUGAUUGUGAGCUGGCUUGUUUUCUGUCCUGAGCCCCUGGCCUGGGAGAAGAGUGGGGUCCUGAGAGCAGAAGGGCCAGAGGACAGGGGCAAGUGCUCUUCCAGCCCUGGGCCAGGUGUGAGUGAGGCACGAGCACAUAUGCCUUGGCCACACCAAGGGGACUUUGCAGUGUCUUUUUAACCUUCUCAGAAAAUUUCUCAAUCUCUGUGAUUUAUGUAAUACUAAUGAGCUGUGGGCAAUAAAUGAUGGAUUUAAAGCA